AUGGUGUCUGAGCAGUCAAGUAUUAUGAAAGAUGUCAUGCAAUUUUAUCAAGAUCUGAUGGGUUCCAAGGAGGAUAAUUUAAAGCAUGUGGAUAUAGAGGCCAUGAGGAGAGGUAAGCAAGUAAGCCCUAUUCAAAGAGAGUACCUCACAAGUAUUGUCACUGAGAAAGAGAUUUGGGAUGCUUUGAAGGGUAUUGGAGACCUUAAAGCUUCAGGUAUUGAUGGUUAUGGCUCAAAAAUUUUCAAGGCUAGCUGGAACACUGUUAAGAAUGAUGUGAUAGAAGUAGUCCAAGAACUUUUUGUCAAAGGAAAAUUGUACAAAGCAUGCAAUAACACUGUUGUUACCCUGAUUCCUAAGCAUGAUCAUGCUAAUGAAGUGAAAGAUUUUAGACAUAUUGCUGGAUGUACAACAUUCUUUAAGAUCAUCUCCCAAGUCCUGACUAACAGAUUAGGUAAUGUGCUGCCAGAUAUCAUACAUCAGAGCCAGGCUGCAUUUAUGAAAGGGCAAGUGAUACAGAACCAUAUCUUAUUAGGUUUUGAGCUUAUGCGAGGCUAUAAUAGAAAAGGUGGAACCCCUAGAUGUAUGCUUUAG
Molecule: messenger RNA, 591 nt
Organism: Vicia villosa (hairy vetch)
Lineage: Eukaryota; Viridiplantae; Streptophyta; Magnoliopsida; Fabales; Fabaceae
Exons: 1
Coding region: 1-591 (196 amino acids)
Source: RefSeq, a predicted model, not a curated record